This is a messenger RNA of Closterium sp. Naga37s-1, 563 nucleotides long. NCBI's taxonomy places the organism in Eukaryota, Viridiplantae, Streptophyta, Zygnematophyceae, Desmidiales, Closteriaceae. The record is from the annotation of a GenBank genome assembly.
GACUACGCCCAAGUGGUGAGAGCAUCACUGCUAUGCUUCUUGCCUGGAAACCCAAUGUCUUUAUGAAGAGUGGGUCGGUGCGUGUGAUUCGCCUCAUGUCAUUGCGGACCGACAUUGCCGUGCUCCUGCCUCAGGACUAUGACCAAGUGGUUGAAGCUGCCAGGCAACAGUUUCUUCAGCGCGCGUCAAGUCAUGCUGGCAAUAUAGCCCCCCUCGCACAGAAGGGUGAUAGCAGCAGCAGAGGGAACAGCGGGGGUUAUAGGAACAAGUCCAGCUACAGGCAGGAAAACAGCAGGCGAAAGCGCGGUACAAGUGAAACUGAGAGCAGCCAGGUGGCAGUUUUUUAUUGGUUCAGAGACCGGGUUCUUCCACAGUGUACUGAGCAUGGCAUAUCAAGGCAACAGCUGGAACGCCUCUUAUCGAAUGCUGGCAAAUCACGCGUGACAGACAGUCACAUCUGCAUUCUCGUGCAAGCAGGGUUGCUGGUUGCACAGGUGGCACAUGUUGAUUCGUACUGGUUCUCGCUUCCUAACAUUGGCUCAUUCACCCAGCAUCUUACCAAG